AUGUUACCCGGAAGCGUAGAAAUAACCGCUGUUUUAAACCUUGAAAAUGAACACGACACACCAAAGGUUCAAGAGGAAUUAAACAAGUUAAACAAGACCGGUAAAAUGGGGAAGAUAACUUUGACUGCGCUUUACUGGGGUGUGGAAGAUAAAUCUUGCAGUCCUCCAGAAGUCAAAAUAACUAAUUUACCAGAGAGAAGAGCGAGAGAAUCUGCUGUUUCCAUCUCGCGUUCCAAAGAUUUUAUUAUCCAGGCUUAUGUCGGAAAGGCGGAGUGUAACUCUUCACAAGCACUACAAUUUGCGUGGUAUCUAUUUAAAUUUGAGGUAAGAGCUUCAGGAAAGGUCCAGAUACAGGAGACAGUUCUCUUGGAUUCAAGAAUUACAGAGUGGACCUUGCAGAAACGGAUGCUUGAUUAUGGGCAGUACUACGUGGAUGUUAGAGCAACUUACUCAAACCAACCUUCUGUGAUUAGCAGUGCUUUAGGAUUUUUUACAAUUAGUAAGUCUCAACUUAUAGCCGACAUUGCAGGAGGGAACAAAGUCACAAGAGGAAAGGGAAAUCCCAUUUCAUUGGACGGAUCAGCCUCUAGAGAUCCAGACGUAGAGCCUGGUAACCAUGCAUCGAUGCAUUUCACGUGGCUGUGCAAGAAACGUCAAGAGCACUUUCCCAAUGGUUCGUUGCACUCGCUACCAGUGAUUAACAACUCUCUGGGUCCUGGUAGUGGUGGAUGUUUUGGAACCGGUGUUGGAAAACUAAGCUCCAAUGGUUCAAUAGUGAAAUUGGACACGAGUCAGAUGACUGUUGGUGAGAUGUAUGACGUCAAGCUCAUCGUUACAAAGGAUAACAGAAUAGACGACUUCAUUCAAGAAAUUAAGAUUGUCAGCGGUAAUCCACCACAAGUGACUAUCCGAUGCCUAAUUAACUGUGAGAAGAUGGCAAGCGCCUCUACAAGAAUCAGCAUUGUAACUACGUGCGAGGGAUUAGCGUGUCAGACAGCAACCUACAGCUGGCAGCUUGUCAUUGUGAAUUCCAUUGGACAUGAGCUCCCAGGAAAUAUCCUGACCCGUAACAUGACAGAGACGGAUAUGGAUCUUCCUGGUAUUAUCAUCAAAGCAAAUCAACUGCCUCCACUCAUUAACAGUGAGUGGAUUUAUCGAUUGAAAGUCUGGGUCUCGCAAGAGCACGGACCCGCUGGAAAUGCAGCUUAUCAGUUCAGAGUGAACGCUCCGCCAAUUCCCGGAAAUUGCACUGUGACUCCGAAGAGUGGACAGGCAUUGAAGACGGCAUUUUCAAUUUUAUGCACUGGUUGGCAGGAUCCACAUCAACCUCUGACGUAUCAGUUUCAUUACAAAACGGACCAUGGCUUGUAUACCGUCGUGCAAUACGGGUCUACUGAUCACGUGUCAACAGUGCUUCCCUCAGGAAAGAGAAAUGGUGGAUUUAUCAUUGAUUUUGAAAUUUUGAUAACAGACAGUCUGUCGGCUUCCAGCAACUAUGUUCUCCACCUAAAGGUCGAGCCGCCGCCUGCUAAUGACAGUCUCAGUGGACUUGCAGUUGGAAACAAUAGCCAGUUUAACAUUUUGGUCAAGUCAGGGAAUGUUGUAGGUGCUACACAACUAGCAAAUGCUGUGUUAGGAACAGUCGAGGAAUCAAAUUCUACGUCCACCGAAGACAAGAUAGAGAUCAAAGACUCCAUUGUGCGAAGUGUGUCAAAUAUUCAAGUGAAUAAUUUACAAUCCUUGACUCAAGUGACGUCUGUGAUCGCACGAGCCACACUGGAACCGAGUGAGGUGACAUUUGAUACACAGGAUCUUGCUCUUCAAACUUUAAGAUCUAUGACGUCAUUGUUACGAAGCAAGACCAAAGAAGAUUACGGUUCAGAGUCUGUCCUAGUUGAACAAGGCGGGGAGAACCUGGUACUGAGUCUGGGUAACAUUCUCAACUCUGCUUCUCAGAAGGCAAGUGUGAUCGAAAGAACAGCGGAGACAUCGGAAAUACGGUCCAAGAGCGAAAAUGUCUCGAAAGACACAGCGAAGCUUAUCGAUGAUGUAAGCGUUGCUCUCCUAUCAAAAAUGUUAGUGGACCAGGAACCCAACCGCGUGCAAACACAGUCCUUGAGCAUGGUGCUCAACAGACUUAGUCCUAGAUCACUGGGAACAGCGACAAAUUUUACAGACGAUCCUUAUGCAGGAGAGUUCAAAUUCUCCAUUAACGCCAUAACCGACGAGAGAGCGAGAGAUGCUGAGUACAUAGACAGUGUGAUGACUCUGAGUACAUUCAAUCCUUUUACGUGGGACGACAGUGCAUCCCGUGUUGAUUCUAACGUCCUCAGCUUGACCAUCAAAAACCACGAGGGUCAGACUUUAUCAGUGAAAGAUAGUGACGAAUAUAUCGAGAUGAAGAUUCCACGUGAGGGCAAUUUUCAGCCCGAAGGAAGUGGCUUGUAUUUUACUAAACCCAGUAGUGAAGGAAAGAUGCAGUACCAUGUAGUGAGCUUGCAGCAUGCGGACGGUGGCGCUGUAAGAUUUAGAAUAAAACCAAGUGAAGGCAAAGUCAUCUUUAAAGUAUUCGUGCGAUAUGGCCAGCGACCAACUGUCACAGAGCAUGAUGUAUCGAGGCAAAUUCCGCAUCCUUCGUGCUUGAAGUCCUCCCAAGAUUCUUACAGCCAUUGCAGAAAUGAUGCGUACGACGUCCUAUUGUUACCUGACAAGGUGAACAAACCAGGAAAAUACUAUAUUGGCAUACUGUACGAAAAUGAUGAAGGAGAACUUCAGAGUCGACGUAAGAAACGGUCAUGUUCCGGAGGGGGCCGCCAAAAGAGAUCAUGUGUGGAGGUUAAGGAAGCACCAAGACCUGAGAACAUCACUGUAAAGCCAGUUUACGACCCAAAGACAGACGUGAAUUAUUCAUUGAGUCUGCUGAAAGAAAACUGUCUGUUUUGGGACAGUAAAGAAGAACGUUGGUUAUCAAGAGGUUGCAAAGUAGGCCCAGGGUCAGAGGUGUCAUCCUUACAUUGUUUGUGUAAUCAUCUGACGUCAUUUGGUGGAGGUGUCCUAAUGAUGCCGAACAAGCUAGAUUUUGAUGUAGUCUUCUAUGAACUCACGCGCCUCCAUGAGACUGGAAAUGUUGCCGUCCUUGUCACAAUAAUUGCAGUACUGCUAUUGUACUUUUUAGUGGUAGUAUUUGCAAGGAAAUAUGAUAGAAAAGAUAGGGCCAAGAGUGGUCCUGUUUUCCAUCUACCUUCUUCUCACGACGCAAAUGAAUUUAAUUACCAAUUGACAUUGGCCACGGGAGUAUGGAAGAAUUCUGGGACUGAUGCUCGUAUCGUUAUCACCAUUCAUGGAAACGAGGCGCAAAGUGAACCUCUAAUGUUGCACAAGAACACGAUAGACUCAAGGACGUUGCUGGCGCGUGGAAACGAGGAUACAUUCAGGAUUCACCUGCCGAUGUCACUGGGUGAAAUUGAAUACAUUCACAUAUGGCACGAUAAUUCUGGAAAAGAUCCUUCAUGGUUUCUUAGCCAUGCGAUUGUCAUGGAUCUCCAGACGGGUAGAAAAUUGACAUUUUUUUGCAACGAUUGGUUUGCGGUUGAGAAAGGGGACGGUAAAAUAAACAGAAUUCUAACCCCUGUAGGUUCGCAGGAGAUGCAGAAGUUUAGUUAUUCUUUGAGAUCGCAAGGCUCCAGAGGUUUUUCCGAUGGACACGUUUGGCUUUCGGUUGUUACUAAGCCACCGAGGAGUCAAUUCUCACGUGUCCAAAGGGCAACAUGCUGCCUUUGUAUAUUGUUUUCUGCGAUGUUAGCAAAUGCCCUAUUCUACCGGACGGACAAAGAGCCAGAUCCUACCUUACAAAUUGGUCCGUUAAAAUUCAGCUGGAGACAAAUAAUGGUGGGAAUUGAAAGCGCCCUGAUAAUAACUCCAGUAAACUUGAUGAUUAUGACAUUUUUCAAGAGGAGUGGCGAGAAAACUCCGAAUAAAGUCGACGUAAAAAAACCGAAAAGCAGUCCUGCUCCCUUUUGUGGCAAGUCGUCAACUACCAGUUCAGGGGAUAUUCACGACGUUGAUGUCACGCUAAAUGAAAAGAGGUCAUAUUUUAAUAAAAAACCCCAAAGUCAGGCUGAUGCCAAGAAGAAAUUUAUGCUCCCUCACUUCUUUAUCCACGUUGCUUGGUUUUUGGUCCUUGUUACUGUUUCUGUGUGUGCCGUCUUUACGUUCCUCUUUAGUUUGCAGUGGGGAAAGGAUAUUUCGAACCAGUGGCUUUCCUCGAUGUUUGUAUCUUUCGCCCAAGACCUAUUUGUCCUCCAGCCUAUGAAGAUAUUGAUUAUUAUGGUGUUAACUGCUUCUUUGUUUCGCAAUAAUAAUGAAACUGAAACUGUCAGCCACAAUAGUGAAGGGAAACUGCAAUCAGAAAUAAAAUCUGUCAGCGAAAAUCAGAGUGUUGAAGUAGAGAUGCCAAAAGAGGGUGACCUUAUACUUGCAAGAGAGUACAGGACAAAGGAGGCAAAGAUGUUUUCCUUUUUGAGAGAGCUUCUGGGAUAUCUUCUGUUUCUCUUUUUGUUUAUAAUUGUGUGUUACGGAAGCAGAAGUUAUCAUGGAUAUCUCAUGACUAUGGAUCUAAAAGAUACCCUUCUAGACUUUUCUUUGGCUCACGAUCCACGGUAUUUCUGGGAAUGGCUUGAUAAUCAGUUUGUGGACGAUGUCUACGGCAGCAACUGGUACAACAACAACAAAAUCAAAAAGCAAGAGUACAUUGGCAACAAGAUUUCUCUUCUCUUAGGAAUGCCUCGCUUGCGACAACUAAGGAUACAGAAAGAUUCUUGCAUUGUUCCAAGGAUAGUGCGAGGCAUCAUAAACAGGGGCUGCUACGACCUCUAUGAUUUCGAUGAAGAGGAUAAAACUCCUGCAAACCUUCCAGGCUGGAGGCCCUUCAGUGGUUCUGUAGAAUGGGCAAAUUUUUCCGAGCUAUGCCCACUGCCAUGGCAAUAUGUGCCAAACGAGGAACUCCGCAGCUCACCGAGCUGGGGUUACUUCAAUUUCUAUGACGGAGGUGGCUAUGUUGCAGAUCUAGGCUACAAUAGCAGUACAGCUCAGGCAGUCAUCUCCGACUUGAUAGAAUACGGUUGGAUCGACCGGCAGACCCGCGUCGUCCUACUUGAGUUCACUAUCUAUAACCCUAACACGGGCUACCUUAUCAUUUCAGCGUACCAUUUUGAAAUAUUGCCGACAGGGUAUGGCUAUCCUUUUCCAAAGAUAGACACUCUUCUGCUGACAAGUACUGAAACAGGCUUUUACGAGUUUUACCUGAUUUGUCAGUUCUUAUUUAUCAUGAUGGCAUUCGUAUUUUUCAUUAUCGAGAUGUACAAGCUAUAUCGAGCCACGUGGACCUAUUUAAGAGAUGUGUGGAACUGGGUGGAAAUUCUACGAAUAUUUUUGUCGGUACUGGUCGUGGUAUUCUACAUAAUAAAGUCCAAGCUGAUACUUAAACUCGCUGCUAUUGUGAAGGAAAACCCAUUCGCCACCGUAAGUUUUGGAGAAGCUGUUACCUGGAGCCAUGCAGAAACCACUGCUUUAGCCAUUGCAGCUUUCUUCACAACCUUGAAACUUCUACACGUAAUUCGCUUUAAUCAGCAGGUCUCCAUAAUGAUGUCCUCUUUUCGCGUUUCUAAGAGUUUAUUGUUGUCCUAUUCUGUGAUUUUUAUCAUUAUUUUCGUCUCAUACGCUCAGAUGGGGAAGCUGGCGUUCGGCAACCACAUUCAUGGUUACUCAUCAGUCUACAAUGCAUUGUUUUCAGAAGUCAUCGUGUGCCUUGGCGGCCAAAUGAGAUUUCAUGAGUUAACAGGAGUUCAUCGCUUUUUGGGUCCUUUAUACGGUAUUUCCUUUCUUGCCCUGAUGUCUUUCAUUUUUAUGAACUUUUUCGUGGCAAUUUUGAACAAUUCUUUCGAAGACGUCAAAAGCAAAACUGAUAAACAAUCCAAAGAAUUUGAGAUGACUGAUUUUAUACUCGAGAGAGUGUGUGAGAUGUUAAGAAUUAACCAGCGAGGGAAAGAUGCGGGUCAUAAUGACUUAGUGAGAGAGGAUGACAUAGCUUCAACCAAUUCCCUGGACAACUUCGAUUUCCCUCUUAAACAAACGUCCGAGGACGGCGGCUCAAAAUCUAACGAAAACUCGGCAAAUCAGACACCCAUUACAAAAUCCCCAUCACAGCAUUCGGCAACCAAGUUGGAGUUGGGGGAAUCGAUUAAUCCAAAAUCUUUAAAAAGAACGCCCGAAACACCCGAAAAAGUUUCUUCAACUGAGCUCGAUUUGGAUUCUUCAUUAGUACAGUUGUUUGAAAGGAUCGGUGUGUUGGCCGGUGAUCUCGCAAGGGAAGAUGAACGACUAGAUGUAAAAUUGCUCUAUGUGAUCAGCCAAUUGUCUCUUAGAAAUAAUCGUGAAAUUUCAUGUGAAGGAACUUCAUCAACACUAUAUCGGAUCGAAGAGUCUUCCCCUGCAACAACCACUUUACAAGACAACAUUGAAUGUAACAGGAGCAGUGAGUCAAAAAAUUCUUCAGAAGAUGAAAUUAUGAACUUUAUUAGACGCAGAUCAACUCGCGAGCUACCAAUCCACUUAAAAGCUGGAAGUUUUUACCAUCAGCCUCAAAAUAAUCGAACUGGUGCUAAAUGAGAAAAAUAAGUAUAUCAAUUCUUCUGUAAACUUGUGUUUUUCCUGGAUAUACUUUUAGCUUAUGACCACCUCAAUAUGAGCCCCAUUAACAAAGUCCUUAAACAUAUGAGCGAAAGGUUCUCCGAAUUAAACCACCAAUUUCUCAACAUUGUUACUAUGAGCACAAGUGUUGGGAUUGGUACAGUGCCUAUUUUGUAAACCAGUUUUGCUUGAACUAAAUUUCCAUUUUUCGUUUCAGAGAGCGAAGAAUGAUUUCGAUUGAAUGUAAUUAUGCUAGUCACGAUCAGCACUUACGAUUGAAGUAAUCAAAGAUGCUCAAAUCAAAGACUCAGAAGGGGAAUUCCUUGCUUGUCUUCUGUAAUGUAACAGGUCAUUGUAAUAUUCCUUAGCUGCAAAUCAGAGUUGAACAUCUAACUCAGUUGCUGCCAAGAAACGGAGGAUUUUGUCUGUUAUUUAGACCAUUCAUAUAUAUUUUUUCUAUCCUUAUGGGAAUAUGUUAAUGAUGGUGAAAAUCCGCUCUUGCAUUCGAGUCUCCACCUAAAAAUCCCUUUCACCAAACUUGUUUUUACCCACUGUUCACGCGUCUACAGAAGCAGAGGUACAGGGUCGUAUCUAAAUGCAGAAAGUACAUUUUUAACUGAUCAUCACGUCAUCAUCAUUAUCAUCAUCACUAUUAACAUCGUUAUCAUGAAUACUAUCAUCUUGAUCAUCGUCAUCGACAGUGACUAUAUAGAAAGAUUAUACAGGAUUUAUCGACGUACUCAUAAAUUAAUUCUCAAAAAACUAUAUUUCAAGAUGUAUCAGCCACCCAUAAUUGGAGAAAUCUCAUUGUUUUGAAAGAAACUUGCUUUGUGUAUCCUUAUGACGAUUUAACACUUUUUUCGUAAAGACUGACUUUCUUUAAGUAGUUGUUCAAGACGAGAAAAGAGAACAAGUUUAUCUACAGUAACAGCGUUAGCAGAUGCAUUCAAUGUAUGACAAUUAAAAAAGAUUUUGCAUGAA
Pocillopora verrucosa is the source of this 7668-nucleotide messenger RNA. Lineage: Eukaryota; Metazoa; Cnidaria; Anthozoa; Scleractinia; Pocilloporidae. The record is from RefSeq and is a predicted model, not a curated record.